This is a messenger RNA of Trichoderma asperellum CBS 433.97, 1843 nucleotides long. It is a transcript of the gene RPT1, whose product is annotated as 26S proteasome regulatory subunit 7. Gene Ontology annotation, biological process: proteasome-mediated ubiquitin-dependent protein catabolic process. Lineage: Eukaryota; Fungi; Ascomycota; Sordariomycetes; Hypocreales; Hypocreaceae. Gene Ontology annotation, cellular component: proteasome regulatory particle, base subcomplex. Gene Ontology annotation, molecular function: proteasome-activating activity; ATP hydrolysis activity; ATP binding. The record is from RefSeq and is a predicted model, not a curated record.
CUCAAGGCAGCUGAGAUUACGGAAUGCUUCUAUGACCUUCAUCAGCCAUCAUAUCCAACGCGCAUCACAACCAGCAAAACACUCCACCCGUCAUACUGACCACACGAUUGCUCUGGUCUAGCUCAUACCAACCCAAAUUCAUCCUUCCGUUAGCCCCGACCUCGUUUUUUCUACGGACAUUGUGUCCAGUUUGCAGAUCCCAUCAUGCCUUCUGCAACCGGUCAAAACUGGGAGAAGUACUCGAAGAGAUUCGCCGACGAUGAGAUAGAAGAAAAGAAGAUCACCCCUCUCACAGAUGAGGAUAUCCAAGUUCUCAAGACAUACGGCGCUGCCCCAUAUGCGUCGGCCAUCUCAAAGCUCGAGAAGCAGAUCAAGGAGAAGCAACAGAGUGUAGACGAGAAGAUUGGUAUCAAAGAAUCCGACACCGGUCUCGCACCACCACACUUAUGGGAUGUCGCCGCCGACCGGCAACGAAUGUCAGAAGAGCAGCCUUUCCAGGUGGCACGAUGCACAAAGAUUAUCGCCGACGAGAAGGGAGACGAGUCCAAGAGCAAGUACGUCAUCAACGUCAAACAGAUAGCCAAGUUCGUCGUUCAGCUUGGCGACCGCGUCAGUCCUACGGAUAUCGAGGAGGGUAUGCGAGUUGGUGUGGACCGAAAUAAGUACCAGAUUAUGUUGCCGCUACCUCCGAAAAUCGAUGCCAGCGUCACCAUGAUGACAGUUGAGGAGAAGCCAGACGUUACCUACGGCGAUGUUGGUGGCUGCAAAGAGCAGGUUGAGAAGCUACGAGAAGUCGUCGAGAUGCCCUUGCUCUCGCCAGAGAGAUUCUCAAACCUUGGUAUCGACCCCCCCAAAGGCGCACUACUCUAUGGCCCACCCGGAACCGGCAAGACUCUCUGCGCCAGAGCUGUUGCAAACAGAACAGAUGCUACCUUCAUUCGAGUUAUUGGCAGUGAGCUUGUUCAGAAGUACGUUGGUGAAGGUGCUAGAAUGGUUAGAGAGCUGUUCGAGAUGGCCCGGACAAAGAAGGCCUGUAUCAUCUUCUUCGACGAAAUCGAUGCUGUUGGCGGUGCUCGAUUCGACGAUGGUGCUGGUGGUGACAAUGAAGUUCAGCGAACCAUGUUGGAGCUCAUUACCCAGCUGGACGGCUUCAACGCACGAGGAAACAUCAAGGUUAUGUUCGCCACCAACAGACCUUCAACACUGGACCCUGCUCUGAUGCGACCUGGACGAAUUGACCGCAAGAUUGAGUUUUCGCUUCCCGAUCUCGAGGGCCGAGCCAACAUCCUGCGAAUUCACGCCAAGAGCAUGUCCGUCGAGCGAGAUAUCCGAUGGGAGCUCAUCUCUCGUCUCUGCCCUAACGCUACCGGUGCUGAACUGAGGAGUGUAUGUACCGAGGCCGGUAUGUUUGCCAUCCGAGCACGAAGAAAGGUGGCUUCUGAGAAGGAUUUCUUGGAUGCGGUAGACAAGGUUAUCAAGGGCAACCUCAAGUUCAACUCAACAGCGACGUACAUGCAAUACAACUAAAUAGGCUUUCUUAUAAUAUUAUUGAUGUAUGAAUAUGGGCAAACCUUGGGCGAUGGGGUGUGUGCUGAUGCAUCCUUAAUCUUUCUUACUCCAUAAAGGGAAUAGAAACUGGCGUUUACGAGUGGUUUAACCUGCUGGUUCUGUAAAAUCAAGAAUGAGGUGAUACCAUUUCCUAACGUGAAUCCAAUUACUUUACACAUAAUUGCCUGCCCAUGAAGCAUACAACAGAUCUUGGAAGCUUUGGCGUUGGGGGUGAUAUAAUUAGGUAUGAAGCUUUCACCUCAAAGACAACUGCUAUCGCGUAAUUAUUGCCCAG